ACCCUGGGGGAAGGGAGGGCUCGGUGGAAGCCGCCGCGCCGGGCACGGCGGGAAGAAAGGCGGGAGGCCGCGCGGGGCAUCCCGGGAGCGAGGGCCGGGCCCAGCUUCGGCGCGGGGCAUUGUGGGAGGUGGACGCCGCUCAGGGUUGGGGCCCCAGGAUGGAACUGCCAGAGCCCCAUCCCAGCCCCGCAGCAGGGAAGGAAGAGCAGGAGCUGCUGGAGCGGACCUUCUUCUCCUGGGCGGAGUUCAGUCGCUUCUUUGACAAGUGGUGCCAGCAGCGACUGGUGGUCUUUUCAGUCAAGAGCUCCACUCACGUGGCACGCAGCCCUUGGGCCAGCGCACCCCCACUGUACAGGCUCAUCCACGUACUCAAGUACAGCUACGUGCUGCUGGUGUGCAAGGACAUGCGUGCGUCCAGCCAGCCCGCAACAUGGCCCCGUCAGCCCAGCUGCCCGGCCUUCAUCACCGUCAAGCUGAGCCCCCUGCGGGACCGCCUGGUGGUGUCCGAGUGCCAGCUGACCCACUCGCACCCGGCCUGCCCGCGUGAGUUCGCCCACCACUUCCGCCCGGGCCACCUGCUGGCCAACUCCUGCCUGCCGGUGCGCAUCACCAACCAGAUCUCCAAGCAGUUCGUGGCCCCAGCCGACGUGCGCCGCCUGCUGUCCCACUGCAAGGGCCCCGACCACGGCGUCCUGGACGCCCUGCAGGUGCUCGAGGGGCUCUUCCGCACCGACCCCGAGGCCAAGGUGAAGCUGGUGUUCGUAGAGGACCAAGCUAUGGUAGAGACUGUGUUCUUCCUGACAUCGCGCACCCGGGCGCUGUUGCGGCGCUUCCCACGCAUACUCCUGGUGGACCGACUGCCGGGACUGCAGGGCGCGCUGGACCUGCUGGCCGUGCUGUGCGUGGAUGGCGCAGGACGCGCACGUCAGGCUGCAUGCUGUGUGGCACGCCCUGGCACGCCAAGCCUCCUGCGUUUUGUACUUGUCUCGUUGCUUCAGAGUGCACCUGACGUCAAGGGCCGAGUGCGCUGCCUCACUGCGGGACCCGAAGUGGCAGCGCAGCUCCGGGCCGUGCGCCAACUGCUGCCCUGUGCGCGUGUGCAGAUCUGCCGCGCGCAGGGCCUCGAGACGCUCUUCAGCAAGGCUCAGGAGCUGGGAGGUGCCAGCCAGGAGGACCCUGGUCUGUGGCCACUGCUCUGCCGCCUGGCGGGCGCGUCAUCCUAUGCAGCCUACUCCGAGGCCCUGGCCGAGCUGCGUGCCCAGGGCCCGGCCGCCUUUGUUAAAUACUUCGAACACAACUGGGCACCCCGCCACGACAUGUGGGUGCGCUUCCGUGCCUAUGAGGCGUCCCGUGACCUGGACGCCUGCGCCCUGGUGCGUGGCCACCGCAGGAGACUUCUGCGCCGCCUCAGUCCCUCACACAGUGUGGCCCAGUGCCUUCGCGACCUGGUGGCCAUGCAGUGGGCGGACGCGGCGGGGGAGGCAGCCUCCGAGGGCGCUGAUGGUGAUACAGCAUGGCUGGAGAGCCUGCCCGGGAGGGGGACCCAGGGGGAGAAUGAGAGGGUGAGGGGCCUGGAGACCAGUGACUGGGGAGGCGCUCAGCUAGAAACUGAGAAGGGGAGGGGAUUGCAGGCGAGAGAACAGAGAGGGGUCCAGCUGGAGAACCAGAAGGUGAGGGGGCUGGAUGGGGGUGGCUGGAGAGGCGCCCAGCUGGAGAAAGGUCACUUGAGAGGACCAGAGGUCAGAGACUGGAGGGGGGCCCAGUUGGAGGAUCAAAGGAUUAGGGUGUUAGAGACCACAGACAAGAGGGGAAGAACCCAGUUUGAGUCUGAGAAGGCUGGGGGUCUUGAAGGAAGCCCCUGGAGGGGGGGCCCAUUGCAGGAGGAAAGGGCAAGUGGUCUGAAACUUGGAGACUGGAAGGGGCAUCAGGUGGAAUUGGAUAAGGGCAAGAGGCUGGGUCUCAGAAACUGGAGGGGGAGCCAUUUGGAGAAGCCCCUGGAUUUGGUCCCUGAGAAGGGAGAUGGAAGGGGGCCCCAGUGGGGAGGGGAGGGGAGGAGAGGGCCAGAGCUAGCAGAAGAGAGGGGAGGGAAGUUGGGUGUCAAAAGGAGACGCGGCCUGGAGGACAUAGUUGUGGUCCAGCUUGAGGACACUAGGGUCACAGGUGUGGCAAAUGGGGACCGAGAGGGAGCCUGGUCUGUGGGCCCCACAAGCAGAGCAGGACAAGCACCGGAGUGGGGGGACAGAGGAGGGAGGGGUCCAGGGCUGGGGAAUGGAGUCCUGUGCACUGCCCCCAUGGGGACCGUGUUGGAAGGCAACCCAGAGCGGGCAGUGAUGAGGAGUGAGUCCCCGCCUGUAAGGGUGGCCCUGCAGGAAGGAAGUGAAGAAGGCCCAAGGGAACCAAAGAGGCUUUGCUGCCCCUCAGGAGAGGAGGAGGUAGAUUGGGAGCCACUGGCCAAGUUCCGAGCAGCCUGUGGGCCAGAGCUGGCAGACCUGGUGGCUGAGGAGCUGGCCUUUGCCAGGCAGCAUGGGACCCGGGGUUUCCACUGGACUGGAGCUGGCUUUGCUCUCAAGGACGGCACCUCAGACUUCUUCCUGGACGGGGCGCUGACCCACUGCAGCUGCUCCAUCCACGCAGCUCGCCGCCUGCCCUGCCGGCACCUCUUUGCAGCACGCCUCCUCACGGGGGCAGCCUUAUUCCACAUGGACCUGCUCAGGGAUUGCUGGGGGAGCGCCCAGGAGCCCUGACCCUUCUGGGCUCCACCUGCCACCCUCCACUUGGAGGGCAUUCUUCAAUCCCAAAGAUAACAGUGCUGAGGCCAAGGAGGGUACCCCAGUCCCUCUGGUCACCUCCUGGGUCAUCCAGGGACCUCAUCUUGGUAGUUUGCCUCUCUAGGUCCAAGGGGAAGCUGGCAAUGGUCUCUGAGGUCCUAGAGCCACAGCUGAGGAAAGUGCUGAUGGCCAGGGUAGAUUCAGAGGGCUUCCCUCAGAAGAGGGCGCAUGUGAUGAGAGGUGUGAACAGGGUCAGGCCAAGGUGGGAAGCAGGAAAGGGGCUGAGCUGGGGGAGGGGCAGGAGCUGGAGGGCAAAGGAGGACACCAGGAUGUGGGAGGUUCUCACAGAAGCAAACUGGUCCUGGAGGGAGUGCAGGGGUGAGGGGAAAGCACUGGAGAAAAAGGAGAACAGGAAGACAUGGAGGGGCAGGGGAGAGAAGAGAGGGGAGACAGAGGAGAGGACUCGAGGAGAGGCAGAAGUGGAAGAGAAGUAAGGAAAUGCAGAGGAGGAUGAGGGUGGGACCAGGAAGGGGGAAGGAGACAGGGCGGAGAGGGAAUUUAAAAAGGGGAGGAGACAAAAGAAAGUUAUGAGAGUUGGAGAGAGAACUGAGAGGGGAAUGAUCUGGGUGUUUCUCCAAGACCUGGAGACUUGGCUUUCCUUCACCUCCUGCUUGGCCAUUCCUGGAAAAGGGGGAAAGGGCAAUGGGAGUCUGGAGGGAUGAACUGGAGACUCUCCCUGCAGGGAGGGGAACUGUCCGGACCGUUGUGCUUCAAGACCGGAAUAAAGCAGUAUUAUUUUGGUUUCCAUGCUGAGUUCAUGGCUUCAGGGGGAGAGUGGUAGACCCAGACCCAGAAGAAAAUUGAGCUGGCUUGUAUCCCUCUAUUUUCUAUCAACAAAGCCUCCUAGGGCCAGGUGGAUGGAGGAGCCACAGUGAAUCAAGCUCCACAGCAGCUCAGGCCUCAUCUUUCUCCCCUGGACUAGUGUGCAACGGUGGCAACUUUCAGAUGGGAAUUGAUGCUACCCUCAAGCGACUGGUCCCUGCUGAUCAUCUUUGUCUGUGACUGGUUUGAGAAUGGACUGGUGACCACUCCUAGGCAAUGAGUCUGCUCAGGUUGGGGUGGAGCUUCUAAGAAAGAUUUCCUCAUUCCUAAGAAGUCUCAGAAUGAGAUGGUCAGGUCUAGACCUGCUUGCGACCACCCUGAGCUGGUGUGAGGAGGAGCCCACGCUGAAGGACUGAGCCGAAAGAUGAAGACAGUCUGGAUCCUUGGCUGAUGGGAGUUCCUGGAGUCUGCUCUAUCGUGGAACUUCUUAAGUGGAAGAUAUCUUACUGACUGAGGGAAGUUCAGUGGGGUUUCUGUUGUCACAACUGAUGCAGGGUAUAAAUUCCAGGUUGAGGUGACUGAGUACUUCUCAAACUUUUGUUGAGAUGCAUUUGGGUUCAGUAGGUCUGGAGUGGGGCCUGCAAUUUAAGCAUGAUGCAGUUGCUGACAGGCCAGGAGGAACACUUUAAGCAGCAACAAAGGAAUUUGAGGUCAAAGACAAUUCAGAGGUUCAGGUUGUGGGAAGUCCAUGGCUUCAACUGCUGCUGGAUGCUGCAACAAUGUCAGGUUUCCCCUCUCAUUUCUCCGGUUCUUUGUGAAUUCCUUCCAAAAAAGUUUCUGUCUUUUGGCCAAGAAAUAUAGCUACUUGGAGUUCUGGUAUCAUGGCUUGAUCCCAAAAGACUUUUCUACCAGCACCCAUACAGUGAAUCUCAAGGAAGAAACUGGACUUAAUAAAGGUGUCUUUUAUCUUGGGUACAUUAAUGCUUUGUUAACAUCAGCAUUUCAGAGAUAUAGAACAGUGAGUGAGCCCUUAAUGACUUGUGUCUUGGGCCGUCUAGGGGGUUGACUAGACUCUCGCUUUUCAAAGUGUGAUCCACAGAACAGCAUCAUCAACAUUUCCUGGGAGCUCAUUAGAAAUACAGAGCAGGAAGAGGUGUACGGUCAGCAGAACAGGCCAGGGCAAAUGAUUCUUCUAGAACUGAAAUUUGAAGGACUUGUUGCCCAAGAAAAGAGGAUGAAGAAGUACAUUCUCGGCAGAGGUAGCAACAUGUAUAAUGGUAUUUUGCUCUUGUGAAAUGCAAGAAGUAGAAGAAAAAGAAGAAGAAGAAGGAGAGAAAAAAAAAAAAAAAAAAAAAAAAAACAACCAAAGUUAGUGGCCUUUAGUCCUCUGUAUACCACCUCUAUAUCCCACAUGCCCAUCCCACAAGUAAAGUCAGUCCCUUCAGUUCUCUGGUGAAGGAUCAUAUCUUCCCGAAGGCCAUCCCUGAGAAUUCUUUCCAAAGUCACUUUACCCUCUUUCUCUACUUUAUCAACACCACUUCCUGGAAUUAUACCAUAGGGCUAUUUACCAUUUAGCAUUGUGGUUAAGCUUAUCAAGUACGAAAUCCCAGCUCCAUCCAUGUGGCCUUCAGUUGCCUGACCUCUCUGUAUCAAGGCUUGGGAAUAAUAAUAGUACCUACCUCAGGGCUUUAGGGGGGGAAUAAAUGAAUUAGUAUGCAACACCAAAAGCACCCCAGUCACCUAUUAACAUACCGUGUUUUCCACUGACCUGUGUUUGCGAUUAUUAACAAUCUCCCCCAAACACCAAAAUAAGAGAUCCAUUUUAUUCUCUAUUGUACACCAGUGCCUGGUGCAAAGUAAACUCUGGGCUAGAAUAAUCAAAGAAUAAAAGUGGAAAACUAGUUAGGAGGGCUGGCGUCUCAUUUUUUCGUUGCUUUUGGUGACGAUCAUGCGUGCUCUGAGAUACUGGGUCUUCGGUAACCUUGUUCCUGCCCUCAUCCCGCUCACCCAUUGAACUUCGCUAGUGCAGCUGCAGCAACCUCGGAACUACAACUCCCAGGAGGCCGAGCGCCGCCCCGCUCUCCGAACCCACGUCCCUUGGCAGAGAGCGCGCGCUGUGGGAUCCGAUGUCGGGCGCUGCGUCUGAGCCUGUGCCGGCCGUUUGGCGCUUGGUCGGGGGCGGGGAGAGGAGUGCGGAGGACUCCUCCCACGUUGGGUCCCCCGUGCCUCUCAGGUUCCGAGGGGUCUGGGCCCAGG
Messenger RNA from Sciurus carolinensis (gray squirrel), 5846 nucleotides. RefSeq names its product zinc finger SWIM-type containing 9 (gene Zswim9). Gene Ontology annotation, molecular function: zinc ion binding. The transcript is spliced from 4 exons. The record is from RefSeq and is a predicted model, not a curated record. Bases 159 to 2744 code for a protein of 861 amino acids. Lineage: Eukaryota; Metazoa; Chordata; Mammalia; Rodentia; Sciuridae.